CCCGACGGUCUCUCCUCCUCUCCAGAGCGCGCGUUCGAAGCCGUGAGGGCGAGAAUCAGCGGAGACAUUCACACACACCGACAGACACAGAGACAGACCGACCGACAGACAGAGAGCUGUAAUUAGCUUCUGUCUGUGAUUAGUGUUGAUUAGCCAGUGUCAUCGGGAGCGCGGCGGCUGCGGGAGCGCGCGGGCGGCUGAUGGACGGGAUGCAGCAGGGCAGCGGCGCGUACGGCGCGGGCAGAGCCGGUGGAGCCUUCGACCCGCUCACGUUCAUCCAGCAGCCGCACACAGGCCUCCGGAUCGUGUCCUGGCUCUUCUCGCUGGUGAUCUUCGGCUGUAUCGCUAACGAGGGCUACAUCAACAGGCCUGAUGAGGUCGAGCAGUUCUGCAUCUUUAACCGGAACCAGAACGCCUGUAACUACGCGGUCGGCAUGGGCUCGCUGGCCUUCAUGUGCUGCGUGGUCUUCCUGGCUUUAGACGCCUAUUUCCCGCAGAUCAGCAGCGUCAAAGACCGCAAGAAAGCCGUGCUGGCCGACGUGGGCGCGUCAGCGUUCUGGUCCUUCGUUUGGUUCGUGGGCUUCUGUUUCUUGGCAAAUCAGUGGCAGGUGGCGAAACCGGAGGACAACCCGCUGCGGGCGGGCGGAGACGCGGCACGGGCCGCCAUCACCUUCUCCUUCUUCUCCAUCUUCACCUGGGGAGCGCUUACGCUGGUCUCUCUGGAGAGACUCAAACGGGUGUGUUUUGAAGAGGAGUAUGAGGAACUCUUUACCCAGCAACCUCACACACACACAUGAAUAAACACGUUCCCUCCGAGUGUGUGUGAGUCAUCCUGAAGAAUGAGUCCAUCUCAGACGCUCAUUAAAGACUCAGAAUGAGAACUGAGAUGCUGAAUUAACUUACAUGUAGCUGAGAUCUUUACUGAUGCUUGCAUGUUUUCAGCCAUCAGAACUUGAGCACAGAUUCAGAUCUGCUCUGCACUGAGGAAAGUUAUAGUAUUGAUCUUUGGCAGAAGUGUGUUAGUGAAACAACAUUCACAGCCCAUUUAGUUUCCAUAAUGUAGCUUAUUUCCAAGUCAAACAGGAUAUUCAAGUCAGAAGUAAUGCUGAUGUGUGCUGAUGAUCACGUCGUUACUAUAACCUGUAGAUUUUCUGACUAAUCAAACUGAAUCUGAUCUUUCUCUCUUUUCCUCAUAUCAUAUUUCCUUUCCUCAUCCUUCCCCAAAUUCUCUUUUUUUAUUGCUCUAUUGAACCCUAAUCCAUCAUCCCCAUGUUAAAAACCUCCUUUAUCCGAACCUGCAUCAUCCAGGCCGCUCAGGCCUUCCUGGCGUAUCAGAGGUAUAAACUGGGUGCGGAUUCGGCCCUGUUCUCUCAGGACUACACCGACCCCAGCCAGGACGCCGGCGCCGUGCCGUACAGCUCCUACAGCGCUGGAGACGCCCUGGAGA
Messenger RNA from Labeo rohita (rohu), 1447 nucleotides. Its product is annotated as synaptogyrin-1. The record is from RefSeq and is a predicted model, not a curated record. Gene Ontology annotation, cellular component: neuromuscular junction; synaptic vesicle membrane. The transcript has 4 exons. NCBI's taxonomy places the organism in Eukaryota, Metazoa, Chordata, Actinopteri, Cypriniformes, Cyprinidae. The coding region runs from base 201 to 797 and encodes 198 amino acids.